AUGUUCCCCACGGAUCGACCCCCCACGCCAGCGGACAUAGCCCGGCUGCAGGCUUUCAGACCCGAAGGCCGGGCUGAGGCAGAGCUGGCGACGGACGCUUACCUGCAUUCCCUCAUAAAGCGCCGCAGCGACAGCGUCGCGGAGCUUCUCGCGCUGUACACGAGCCCAGAGGACGCCCGCAAGGCGUACCCUGACCCGCCACCCUCACUGCUUCAAGUCACUGAUGGCGCAUCCUUGGCUGACACAGAGAAGGCGCCACAGGCGGCAACGCGCACCGGUGCUCCGUCCAGCGGCGCCAUGGCGCAGGCGCUAAAGAAGGCUCGGCGCGAGAAUGCCGCUGCGGCGCUCAGCGCAUCCCCUGGUGCCGCCGCAGCAGCGUCAACGGCCGCCCGUCCCGUGCCCGCCGCGGACGGGUCACCGACGGCCGUCUUUGUGGAUGGUGUGGAGCGGGUCAACUACCUCGGCAAAUCCUUCCUAGAGCCGCCGUCGAGCGUGCUGGAGCACAAGCAGUCCACGAAGCAGAAGGCGUGCCAGCCGCCUCGCACCAUGCGCGGUGUGUUCAAGGUACCAGAAGGCUAUGAAACAGCAGCCGACGCCGCCUCCGCGCCGGCAGCAUCUUCGUCCCUGGUGGGCCAUGGCGGUAACAGCGGCAGUGAGCGACGCUCUGGCAAGGCGCCUGGCGUGCAGCAGCUCCGCUGGGCCCCGCCUGCCUACGGCCAUCUCCUCUUCUCUGGCGACAUCAGUGGGGAGUGCCGGCUGUGGAACUCGUCGACACGCCAGCUAAUCGCCACCUUCGCGGCGCACACGCAGCCGAUCAAAAGUCUGGAGGUGACGACAAACGCCGCGAUCAUGUCGACCGGCUCAGUGGACGGCACCGUGGCCAUGUGGGACGUCGAGGCCGGCGUCUGUGCGCACGUGCUCACCAACCCAGACAGCCUCCCCGUCGUACAGCAUCUUCACCACCCCUCCGAUGAGGCGCACCUUCUGUUGGCUGCCGUGGACAAGAAGGUGGUUCUCUACGACGUGCGCGUUGGCUGCAGUAAGUACCAGCGCGAGUACACGGGGCAUAUGGGCACCAUCUUCAACCUCACGCUGCUGAGCAACGGUAGCAAGAUGCUCACCACCUCGGAGGACAGGACGCUGCGCACUUGGGACUAUCGAAGUCCGGUCCAGAUCAAACAGUUUGCUGAUGCGGCGAUGCACGCUAUCACGCACGUGCUGCACCACCCGACACAGCCGGAGUUCCUCGCCGCGCAGUCGCUCAACAACAAGGUGAUCGUCUUCCGCGACGACGGCGGCGGCCGUCUUCGACUCCUGCACGACCACGAGUUCACAGGGCACACCAUUUCCGGCACGCGAUGUCAGCUGAGCUUCAGCCACGAUGGCCGGUAUCUGUCGAGCGGCGACAUUGGCGGCAAGCUGUACGUGUGGGACUGGGCAGCGAAGAAGCUGGAGAAGUCCUUCAAGGCCCACGCGCAGAUGCUGGUGUCCCACCUAUGGCACCCGAUCGAACCCACCAAGGUGGUGACGGCUGCUUGGGAUGGCCACAUCAGGAGCUGGGUGUGA
Leishmania mexicana MHOM/GT/2001/U1103 is the source of this 1566-nucleotide messenger RNA. RefSeq lists its product as hypothetical. The record is from RefSeq and is a predicted model, not a curated record. Gene Ontology annotation, molecular function: mRNA binding; protein binding. NCBI's taxonomy places the organism in Eukaryota, Euglenozoa, Kinetoplastea, Trypanosomatida, Trypanosomatidae. Bases 1 to 1566 code for a protein of 521 amino acids. Gene Ontology annotation, biological process: mRNA splicing, via spliceosome. Gene Ontology annotation, cellular component: catalytic step 2 spliceosome. The transcript has a single exon.